AUGGUACUGUGGAGGAGGAUAAGGUCACUUUCUGUGUGCUCGGUACUUAUGGAAAUCGCAUGUACCGAUGAAGUUAAAGUUUAUAAAGAUGAGGGUGAGGAGGAUGAGCAAAAGAAGUCAUCGGAAAACUUAACUGAAGACAAAGUUGGAUUGGUCAUUGAGGGUGAAGGCCAGUGUGCACAGAAGGGAGCAUUUAAUUUUGGAUUUUUAUCUCUAAAUGAUUACUAUCAUUCGUUCUUUCCUCUGCCUUUUGUUACCGGUUCUCCAUCGUUCGCCGCCACUGCUUCUCCGUAUGCGGCAGCUGCAGCGGCUGUGGCUGCAGCAGCAGCUGCCGCUGCGGCUGCCCAUCAACAGAGCCAAGAUGUUCUGCAUCAACCAUCCUACCCUCCUUCAUCACUAUCAUCAUCAUCUUCGCCCUGUGGAUCUGAUAGCUUUGCAAGACUAGCUCAUACAGUUACUGGUGGAGCAAAGAGUUCAUGUUCACAGUCAAUCAAUCAUGAUACACCCUCCAGUUUGAAUGCAGAUACUACUGUACCACGAUGUCCUAAUCCCCUUACAAAUCAUCGGUCCUUUUCUGAUUCCCAAACCAAUUGUGUUUCACCGAUACUGCCUCCAUUCGGUGCACUCACUCCCUCGUUGAGCGCUUUCAUGGCUGGACCAUUCUACGGUGCUGCUUUACAAGCAGCUGCAGUGGCUGCAGCUGUUUCCUCUGGUUCAUCUAGUCCAAAACUUCAAUCUUCACCAUGGCCUCAGUCAAGUGUUCAAUCACCUGUGCCUUUCAGAAUUCCAACCCCGAAAUCUUCAUCUUUAUCCAAUUUUUCUGUUUAUGAUAAUCAUCUCUCCUCACAGACAAAAUCAUCACCGUCUGUUAUAGCUGUAGCUGCGGCAGCUGCAGCUGCUGCUGCUCUCACUCACUCCCCAUCAUCAACAUCAGCUGCAGCGGCAGCUGCAUUUCAUUCAGAGUUAAUCAAAGCAGCGAAUUUAUAUAAAACUGGAAAUUCGAGUCAACGAUUUUUACCAAACCAGAGUUCAUAUCAUUCCUUGGUCAUCAUGAUAAUUUAUUAUCACCGUUUGGGAUUAAUGGUGGUAAUAGUAAUUUACUCUCAUCGCCUUCCCGAUCUUCAAUUCUGGUGA
This is a messenger RNA of Heterobilharzia americana, 1134 nucleotides long. NCBI's taxonomy places the organism in Eukaryota, Metazoa, Platyhelminthes, Trematoda, Strigeidida, Schistosomatidae. The record is from the annotation of a GenBank genome assembly.